GGAGUCGGAAGCGAUACAGCAGCAUAGAAAUCAGCUGCCGUCUUUCUUUCAUCCUCUCGCUGCCUGGACGCACCGCAUGAAGUCGGUCGUGACACUCGCCAACCGGCUGCACGGUGGCACCAACGUCUACAAAUCGCGCCAUGACUGCCUUCAGGUGCUGCACGCCGUGGAAGCCUUGCAGCCGGCGUGGUGGAAUGCGAGCUGCAGUAGCUUCCUUCGCCUCACUGAAAAUGUCAAAGCGGAUGCCCACCCUGCAGUAGAGACAGGCAACGCCGCGUCAGCCGCGCAACGACACGCGAUCGUUGUCGUGGAGGGCCUCGAUGGCACCGGCAAGACCCUCGUCACCCGCACCUUGGCAGACAAACUGCACGGCGUAGCGUUGAGCACCCCGCCGCCGCAGUUCGCGCCGAUUCGAGCAGCCUUUCGAGACCAAGACGAGGCGGUAGCGCGUGCCUUCUACUCCGCUGCAAACUACAUCGCGGCGGAGGACAUUGUGACGAGGGCGCAGGCGUCGAUGGUGGUGGUGGAUCGCUGGUGGUGCUCGACGUGUGCCAUGGCGCUGGCGAACAAGCUGACGGUGGAGACGCUGCCGCCCACGGACGACGCGGUGUAUCAGUGGCCGGCUGACCUGCCAAAACCCGAUGCUGGGUUUCUCCUGAGCGUCGAGGAGGCUGUGCGGGUCGCGCGCAUUCGCAAGCGAGCCCCCGAGGACGCCGAGGAGCGGCGGCUGUCGUCGCAGCGGGAGAUGCGACGGGCAGCGAUGGAGGCGUACGCGCGGACGAAGAUGCUGACGGUGGUGCCCGCGCCGUCGUACCGCGCGGCGGUGAAUGCGAUUUUGGCGGCGCUGCAAAUGAAGGGCAUUGGGCACAGCGCGGUGGCGUUUACAGAGGAGGAGGUGAAGAGUAUCGCGCCGUUUUAG
This is a messenger RNA of Leptomonas pyrrhocoris, 919 nucleotides long. RefSeq lists its product as hypothetical. The transcript has a single exon. Gene Ontology annotation, molecular function: dTMP kinase activity. Gene Ontology annotation, biological process: dTDP biosynthetic process; dUDP biosynthetic process; dTTP biosynthetic process. NCBI's taxonomy places the organism in Eukaryota, Euglenozoa, Kinetoplastea, Trypanosomatida, Trypanosomatidae. The record is from RefSeq and is a predicted model, not a curated record. Gene Ontology annotation, cellular component: cytoplasm; mitochondrion. Bases 77 to 919 code for a protein of 280 amino acids.